Messenger RNA from Cinara cedri, 2396 nucleotides. The record is from the annotation of a GenBank genome assembly. Lineage: Eukaryota; Metazoa; Arthropoda; Insecta; Hemiptera; Aphididae.
GCCUUUCUAUAUAAUCUUUUUUCUACGAUUUAAGUUUUCCUGGGGAAGAAAACCGGCUUACUGUUUUUUCAAUAUCUUCUAAAGUAAGUUUAAUCAUUAUAAUAUGUGCGAGUGUUGAUUUAUUUCUGAUCAACAUUCAAACGACUAAUUGUGAACAUUUUAAUUUUAGCAUCAACCAACAACUUCUGUUUGUCGUCAUAUUCAAUAUAUGGAUCUGGGAUGCAAUUUUAAUUGUGAGAUUAACAACUAAUCAUUUAUUUAGUUUCUUUUUAAUUUGUAUUUUAUUUAGGCUUCAACAUAAGUAAGUAACUAGAUAGGUAAAUCAAUUGGUAAUUAAAUAAUUACUCUUGAAUAAUACUGUGCAGUUUUGUUUAGGGCUAUAUCUAUACAAUAUUAUUUUACUAUAAAAAUUGUGAAUAAAUUACAGUGCUACUUUACAAUUGUGAUCUACUUAGCAUGUGGUUUACCAGUAUGUGAAUUUUUAAUUCAACGUAUAUUUUUGACAUUUCAUGUUUAUAAUUGUUCAAAAAUAUGUGUGUUUGGAUGCCAACAUAUUUUUACUAUAAAAUAAUAUAAAAGGGUAAAAAUGUGAUUACCACUUAUCCCUGCUCGACAGCUCUACUAACUCAUACUUACAGACAUGAACUUUUUAAAAAAUUAUUUAGAAAUAUAUAACCACAAAGUACAUAGGUACAUAUGCUUAUGAUAUUUUUUUGACAAAACCCACUAUCAUUUGAUGAUUGCGCUUUUUUGCAGCUAAGUCUUGCAAACCUUUUAGAAGAAUUAAUUGUGUUGAGUAAUAUUUGGCUUGUUUUUAAAAAAACUCAAAACCAGUUUAAAAUGCAGCAAAUGCUUCAGCGAGUGACGGUCUUUUAGGUGUACUCAUACUUUCAUCACUACUGCUGUUGUCACUUUGAUUUUGCAAUGAAGAAAUAAUUUCACCAUGAUCUUUUAUUUGAUAUCCUAGAUAAUUUACAUUAGUUUCUAACCAAUCAACAGUGUUAUCCUAGUUGUAGUCUUGAAAUGCUGGAAUAUCAUUAAAUAAAUAAACAAAAUCAUUAAGAUUAUUUUUUUAGAUAAUUUUCUUUUCCAGCUUCCAACUCCUUAAAAGCAACCCACAAAUACUUCCAUGCAUUUUGUAAAUUUUAUUCAGUUAAAUUAUCCCAAGCAUCUGCUAUCAUGUAACAGCAUGUAAUGGUUGAUUACUAGUGGUAGGGGGAUGGUCUAUGAGUGUUUCAGCGAGUUUUAAUGGUUAGGUAACAGGGAUACGCUAAUUAUAGUUUUGGAUAAUCACCAUUCUAUUGUACAAUAGACUUUAAUAUUUUUUUCAUGGAAUAUUAGUAAUUACAUUUUAUUAAAUAAUAAUAAUUUUUGUUUUAAAAUUCCAAUUUUUUUGCUCUCCCAUUUUAACAAUUAAUCAGUUUUAAGAUGUUUUAUUUUUUUUGUACUGCUGCAGAGACGGUUUGCAGAGUGUAUCAAAAAAUUAAGUUCUCAGUCAUGGUUAUGUAUAAGUUUAUUAUAUUAUAAGUUAAGAUAUUAAUUAUAUGAUAAGAAUAAUAUUAAUUUCUAAACUGUUGAUGAAAAUAAUAUUGAUAACCUAGGAACCCAUUAUUUUUUUCAUAUAGGAUAUUAUAUACUAUACUCUAGUUACCAUAAGUUAACCCAAUUGGUCUACAAAAACCUCAGAAAAAAAAAACCCUCUGUAAGCAUAGUCACAGACUCAGUAUACAUGCACGGAAGCGGGUUAACUUAUGGUGACUAGAAUAUAAUUACCUAAUUAUUAUUCAAAUUGAAUUAAUUAUUUUUUAUAGAUGUACCAUUAAUUGAAAAACGAAAUGCUUGAAUCUUCGAAAAAAAAUCAAAAUUAAGGCAUAUCAACAAUAGAGCCACUAGUUCUAAACUAUAUUGAUUGUCAAUACUAAUACAAUUCAAAAGGAUUAUUAUUUGACCUAGCAAGUAUAAAACAAAACUAAUAAUCACACGUCUGUAUAUUUAAAUGAAAUAUUUUCUUGUAGUUUUUCAGUGGAUAAUUUGGACGCAAUCUUGUCAAAUGGACAGAUUUUCUGAUGCAUCACAGUCUUCAUUAGGGAUAUUUGAAGCUAUAUCAGAUUUAUCAACUAGUGAUCAAGAUGAAAAUUCUGUUUAUAGUAAUGAUUUGAUUUCUUUAGAAGAUCAAGUAUCUGAGGAAUGGCCUCCUCCUGGUAGAUGGCUUCGAAUUAUUGAAUGGAACUAUGAUUCUAUUUGUCGAUCAAAGAAAAGAUCAAAGAGUGAUAGUAAUAUCAGUAGGAGUACUGAAGAAUUGGUUCCAAAACUAUUUCGCCAACCUUCCUUGUCCUGGAAGUUCAAAUUUGCACCUACACAAGAAAAAAUUAAGAACUAUGAUAAUUAGUGCCGGG